This is a messenger RNA of Ectocarpus sp. CCAP 1310/34, 1235 nucleotides long. The record is from the annotation of a GenBank genome assembly. Lineage: Eukaryota; Phaeophyceae; Ectocarpales; Ectocarpaceae.
AUGGCACGGGCAACGCAAGGCCUCAAGAACUGGAAGGCACCCGGCCACGACUCCCUCCCUGCCGAGUUGCUCAAGAUCGAUGAAGACGAACCCUUCGUCCUGGGACACCUCCAUACCAUCCUCGUCAAGGUGUGGAACGGAGGAGAUAUUCCGCGAGAGUGGAAGGAUGCAACCAUCAAGGUGCUGUACAAGAAGGGUGACCGGUCCAACUGUAACAACUACAGGGGGAUUUCGCUACUAUCUCAAGUAGGCAAGGUCCCCAUGAAGAUCAUCACCAACCGUCUAAGCGCCUUCUGCGAAGCCAACAACAUCCUCCCGGAGGAACAGUGCGGAUUUCGACCCGGGCGAUCCACCGUCGACAUGCUGUUCGUCUUGCGCCGCCUCCAGGAGCUGGGGCGGAGAAAGAAAAUACCGCUCUACAUGUGCUUCGUCGACUUGAACAAGGCGUAUGAUUCGGUGGACCGAGAGAUGCUAUGGAAGGUGGUGGCCAGGGCCAGGAUUCCCGCGAAGCUGAUCGAAGUCGUCCGCCAAUUCCACGAUGGAAUGCGGGCACGGGUGCGCAUGGACGACGGAGAACUAUCGGACUGAUUCUUCGUGACAUAGGGCGUGCGACAAGGAUGUGUGCUAUCCCCACUGCUGUUCAGCAUCUUCUUUGCCGAUGUCCUCGAGGUCGUUGUCAUCCGAUUCAGCGAGGAUGAUGUUGUUCUGCGGAGCCUGGUGUGCUUGGAGGAGGGGAAGACGGAAGCGGGGGGGGAGGAGGAGACACCCCUUGACCGAGUACGGAGGGCAGUAUGGGGAAUACUGUAUGCCGAUCAUGCCGGCGUCGUAUCGAGGUCUGCAGAAGGACAGGCGAGAAUGAUGCAAUCAUCGUUGAGGUGUUCGGGGAGUUCGGGCUAACGGUGUCGGAGAAGAAGACGGAGACGCUCCUGAUGCGCGCAAAGGGCAAGCAGACUACAACAUCACAGCCCGCCCUGCCUCCACCGCUGACCGUCGAAGCCGCGGGACAGAAAUACGCCCAGACGACCGAGUUCCGGUACCUCGGUGGCCUCGUCAACGAACAUGGCGACCUCACCCGGGAGAUCAACUACAGGAGCAGAGGAGCGUGGGCGUGCCUCAGGCGAUAUGGCCGGGAGCUCUUCGACAGACCGCAAGCGCCAUUCCAACUCAAGAUCCGCCUGCUCCAGGCGGAGGCGAUGGAGGCACUGCUGUACGGCUGCAUGACAUGGUCACCACUC